AUGGAAGGUGAUUUGGGAUAUCUUCUUGAUUCACAAUUCAUGAGAAUGAAAGAAAAUGAAGAAGAAUAUAAAACAGUAUGUAUAAGGAUUAAUAAAAUUGAAAUUGAAAGAAAGAAUGUGAGUAAAAUCAUUGUUGUGAUGAUUUCUGAUGAAACAAAAGAAAUAGUUUCUGAGAUGAGAUGUAUAGAAAUACCAGAAAGUGUUGUACUCAAUAACAAAGAAAAUAAAUAUGAAAAGAAGAGUCUUUGUAUUUGUUGUAUUAAUGAAGAAAUGAAAAACAAAGGAAUUCAUAUUAACAACUAUAACAUUGAAAGAAUUGGAAUAAUUGCAAUGAAUGAAAUUAUGUAUGGAAGAGAAAGAAUUGAUAGUAUUCAAAUUAGAAAAGUGAAUAAUAAACAAAAGACAAUCAAAGAAGUGAUUGAAGAAGAAGAGAUGAAACAAGAAAAAUGUCAAAUUGAAAUAGGUAUAGGAGGAACAAAUAAUGAGAUGAUAAGUUUUGAUGAACAUGAAAUAAAACAAUACAACGAAGAAAAGUAUAUUGUAUUUAUUAAAAAGAUAGAAGGAAUUAAAAAAAUUAAACAAGGAAGAAUUGAAAUUGAAAGUGAAGGAAUUAUAGAAAUGAACAAAGAAGAAACGAAAAAGAUUAAAACAAUAAUAGAAACAAAAGAAAUUAUGAUAAUGUUUAAAACAAAAAAACAAAAUAAAAAAAUAAAUAUUUUGUUUAAUAAUAAAGGAGAAGAAUAUAAAGGAGUUAUUAAUUUAUCAACAAUAAGUUGUAAUAAAGAAGAAAGAAUAAUAAUUGGAUAUAAAAAAGAAAGAAAUAUUAGUAUAAUAUAUCUUGUUAUAGGAAAUUGUACACAAAAAGUUAAUUGUUUUAAAAUAUUUAAAUAUAAUGAAAAUGAAUUAAAUAAACUUUCUAAUUGUCAAUAUAAAUAUAAUGGAUAUGAAAUUAUAUUGUUUUUUCUUAAACAAAUACUGAUAAGAAAUGAUGUAAUAAAUAUAAAUAAAUUAACAUUUAUUAUAUCAAAAUUAUCAUCUAUUUCUUUUUUAUUAUCUCAAAAAAUUAUUUCUCAAGUGAUUUCAACAAUUAUACAAAAGAAUGAAUUGAAAACAGAUCUUUUUAUACAAAUUAUUACUAAAUAUAUAGAAAAUAUCAAAACAACUUCUGAUUUUAAUAUAAAUCCAGAACCUUAUAUUAUAGGAAUUGGAUUUUUCAUUAAUAUGAUUUCACUUGUAUUAGAACAAGAUGAUAUAAAGAAAUAUUGUCAAUCAAAUAUUCAUCAAAUAUUAAUUCAUCUUAUCAAUACAUUUAUUAUUUUUAAAGAUUAUUGUAUAAAAUAUUAUUGUUUUAGAAAUGUAAGUUAUCAAUUUGGGAGAUUAAUUAAUAAAAUAAACACUAUAAUUAAUGAAGAAGAAAUUCAUCAAAUUAAUCAUCAAAUUGAUGUAUCAGAAUCUUUUAAUCAAUUCAUCAAUAAUCAAGAAUUUUACAAAGGAAUCUUCUCAAUAAAAACACAAAAUGAAGUAAUAAAUAAACAAUUUGUACAAUAUUGGAAAUAUAUUGUUGAAACAUUAAAAAUAUCAAAAAGAACAAGUUAUAUAAUUACAUUCUUAUUCUACAAUAAAGAAAUUAUAAAAAGAAUUAAUAAUAAAACAAAAGAAAUAUGUAUUAAAGAAUAUUUGAAAGAGAGUAAUAAUAUUGUAGAAUGGCAAAAUAAAGGAGAAGAAUGGGAACAUAUUAUCUUUUAUUGUUGUUUUUUGAUGAUGAUUCAAAAUAAUAAAAUAAUGAUGAGUGAAGAAGAAGAAGAGAAAAUGGCAGAUACAAUAAAAUUUAUUCUAAAAGGGUAUCAAAAAAUAGGAAGAGAUAUAAAAAUUGUAGAAAGAAUUAGAAAUACAGAAAUAGAUAUUGAUAGAAUGAUAAAGAGAGAAGAAAUAAAAGGAAGAAUAAGAUAUGAAGAAAGAGAGAAAAUAGAAAUAAAUAAGAAUGAAGAAUAUAAGUCUAUAAGAAGAAAUGAAAAGAAAGAAGAAGAAAAGUAUAAAAUAAUAGAAACAGAAGGAAAUGUUGGACGACCAAUGAAAAUGACAAUAACACUUAAAGAAAUUUAUAUUGAAAGUGGAAAAAUAAUCAUUCAAGAAGUUACUAAUAUAUUAAAUAAAAAAGAAGAAAUAAAAGAAAAAUAUAUUGAUAUAAUGGUAAAUCUAUUAUUUUAUAUUCCAAUGAGAAAUGAUUAUUUAGAUCAACUCAUUGAUGGAAUAAAUAAAAUAAUAAUAAGAGAAAAUAUAGAUUAUUUGAAAAUAAAAAUAUUUUCAUUUCCUUUAAUUAGAAAUAUCAUAAAAAUGAUGAAUGAUAAAGAAAAGACAAUUAGAGAGAAAUGUUAUAAAUAUUAUAAAAGAAUACUUGAAAUAGAUUAUAAAUAUCAUAAAACACUUUCAAAUACAACAUAUUAUUCAAUUACAGCAAUUACAGAACUUCAAUUAAAAGAAAGUAUAAAGUUAGAAGAAACAUUAGAAGCAGAAAUAAAGAAUAAAGAAGAAAAGAGUUUAUUUAAAAAUGAUAUAAAUAAAGUUAUCUUUCAAAUUAAAGAAAUUUUAAAUGUUUCACAUGAAUUAAUUAAAAUGGACAAAUAUAAAACAGAUAUGAAUCUUAUUCAAGAAAAAUAUAUUGAAAUUUCAAAGAAAUAUCAAAAGUAUCCAAGAUUAUAUUAUACAUGGAUUGAUAAAGUUGUUCAAACACAAGAAAAAAGUGGGAAUUAUAUUGAAGCAGGAAUUGGAAUGAAUAAAAUAAUUGAAAUAAUAUGGUAUUGUAUUAAACCAAUAAAAGAAGAUUUAAUUAAAAUAAAUAAAAUACCAUUUUAUACAAAAAUAGAUGAAAAAGAAAUUAAAAUUAAAGAAAAUGAUAGAGAAUAUCCAUUUAAUGAAAAUGGAAUUGAAAGAAGUAUAAAUAAAAGUAUUGAAUAUUUUACAAAAGGAAAGAUGUAUGAUUAUAGUAUAAAAAUGAAUGAAAUAUUAAUUGAAUAUUAUAAAUAUAAAGAAGAAAUGAAUAAAGUUUCAGAAUGUUAUUUGAAAAUGGGAGAAUUAUAUAAAAUGAAAAAUGAUAAAAGUCUCAUGUAUAUUGGAGAAUAUUAUUUUGUAAAAUUUAUAGGAAAAGAAUGGGGUGAAUUAGAAAACAAAGAAUAUAUCUAUCGAUCAGAAUUACGAAUUGGAGAAGCAAUUACACAAAUGACAAAAUCACUUGGUGUUACAUUGAAUGGAACUAUUACAAUAAUUAAUCAAAAUAAAGACAUUAAUGAAUUACCAUUUAACACAUCUUUUAUUCAAAUAGGUUCUGUUAAGAAAUUAGAAGAUAAAGAUCAAACAAAUAAAUUCAUAUCUGAAAUACCUAUCAUUAAAACAAAAGAUAAUAAAAAUAUAACUAUAAAAGAUAUAUGGAAGAAAAAAUUAUAUAUUACAACAGAACACCCUCUCCCUUCUGAACUCAUAAGACAAAAAGUUCUUCAUAUUGAAGAAUAUCUUUGUACUCCAAUUGAAUGUUGUAUUGAUGAUGUAAUUAAGAAGAAAAAACAACUUACUUCACAAUUUAUUAUCUCAAAUCAAAGAAAUACUCCUACGAUGACUCUCUUAUCUCUUUUACAAGGUUCAUUAAUUCCUCAAGUGAAUGGUGGAAUUAUUGAAUAUUUUGAAAUGAUCAAAAGUACUGAUAUUAAUAAAGAAUAUCGUGAACAAUUAUUGAAUGAAAUAACUUCAUUUCUUGAUUUAUGUAAUGAAUGUUUAAAUCUUUAUGAAACAAUAUUAAACAAGAAAUAUUUUCAACUUCAUUUAAAAAUGAAAGAUGGAUUACAUUCUCUCUAUUCAAUUUUGAAUUCUCUUAUUAUUAAUGAUUAA
Molecule: messenger RNA, 3879 nt
Organism: Entamoeba dispar SAW760
Lineage: Eukaryota; Evosea; Mastigamoebida; Endamoebidae
Exons: 2
Coding region: 1-3879 (1292 amino acids)
Biological process (GO): small GTPase-mediated signal transduction; positive regulation of GTPase activity
Molecular function (GO): guanyl-nucleotide exchange factor activity
Source: RefSeq, a predicted model, not a curated record